UCCGCAGGCUCUGGCCGCGGGACGGGUAGCGGGCUCCUGGAAUCGGGGUCCGCUUCCAGCCCCGGGGAAGCCCUCCCAAGGCGGGGCGCACCAUGUGCUCCGGGACGGGCAGCGGGGGUGCAGGACUCGGGCCCCGGUCCUCGGGGAUCUCCCGGCGCGCGCCAGCGCUCACCUGCGGCCCCGGGGCCGUCCGGCCGCGGCUGGCGGCACCCCGCGGGGUUCGGGGGGUCUCGGGGGCUCCCGGGCGGCUCCCGGGGGCGGGGCCGGGGCGGGGCCGGGGCGGGGCUCCGCGGAGACCCAGGCGGCCCCGGAACCGCCGCGCGCGCGGACUCGGACCCCGACCUGGCCGGGCACGGAGGAGCCAGCUCCAGUGCUGACUGAGGAAGUCUGGAAGGAGGGGGCAGGCGAGGAGAGGCCGGAGUCAGGGACACCCCUCCUUCCCACGCUGCGAGCGCCCGGACGACAGCGAGAUGACGGCCGGGAGCCCCGGAGACUGCGUGGAGGUGCGGAGGAGCCCCGAGGGCCGCGUCUCCCGCCUGGGCCGCCGCCUGGGCCGCCGCCGGCGCCCGCGCUCCCCACCGGAGCCGCUGCGGGUGCGGGCGAGGCUGCGGCUGCGCUCGCCGUCGGGGGCGUUCGCGGCUCUGGGGGCGCUCGUGGUGCUGGUGGGCAUGGGCAUCGCGGUGGCCGGCUACUGGCCGCACCGCGCGGGGGCCCCGGGGCCUCGGGCCGCCAAUGCCAGCUCGCCCCGGGCCAGCGAGCUGCGGCGCGAGGGUCGCGGUGCGGGCCGCGCCCAUGGACCGCACGAGCGGCUGCGGCUGCUGGGGCCGGUGAUUAUGGGCGUCGGCCUGUUCGUGUUCAUCUGCGCCAACACGCUUCUGUAUGAGAACCGAGACUUGGAGACGAGGCGGCUCCGCCAGGGGGUGCUGCGGGCUCAGGCCCUGCGGCCCCCCGACGGCCCUGGCUGGGACUGCGCCCUCCUCCCCAGUCCCGGCCCCAGGACUGCUGGAGCCCUGGGCUGCACAGAGCCAGAAAGUUGGGACCUGUCCCCGCAUCGGGGUACCUCGCCCGUGCCGUCAGUGCGGAGUCUGCGUUCAGAGCCUGCUAAUCCUCGCUUGGGGCUACCUGCCCUGCUCAACAGCUACUCGCUGAAGGGCCCAGGGCUGCCCCCACCUUGGGGUCCACGAACCCAGACUGGCCACGUGAUCAUCACAGUGCAGCCCUCGGGCUCCUGCAUUGAACAUUCCAAGUCUCUGGAUCUGGGCCUUGGGGAGCUCCUCCUGGGGGCCCCAGCAGCUCGGGACUGUGCUCACCGAAGCUGGCCACGGCUGGACCGCCUCAAUCUGGGGGGGUAUGCCAAACUGGGAGGACACUUGGGGGCCCGGGUCUGAGAAGCAGGGAACCACCUGCUAUGAGGCAGCACCAUGGACCUUGGUAACGGGACCAGAGGACCAGUGGUCCAGCGUCUAGUAGCAGCUGCUUCGGUCACAUCACAGGUCAGGACAGAUGCUCUGACCACAGCAGCCACUAAACCUCCUGACCUGUAUGUGGGCAGAGAAAGGCCGGCUGCACUGAGCUCAGUGAGCUGGAGAGGUGUGUUUUAAUGUGGAGUGCGGGACCAGCAUGACUUGGCCUCAGGAUUGUGUUCUGCCUCUAUAUGUGGCCUUAGCCCUGGACAGGUACCUGAGAGGGAUGGAGGUCCAGGUCAAGGUGAUCAGGAGAUGCAUGGGGUGGUUUGGAAAACCCUAAGUGGUGGGUAAGGACCCUUAAGAGUUGGAAGGUAGGUUGGGAUGUUUCAUAUGCACUGAUGAUGGAAUUUGGGCCUCUGGGAAGAUGGUGUGAAACUGAGAAACUCCCACUGCCAUCCAGGAUGGGGAUCGAGCCUUUGACUCCCACCACCUACUAGGACUCUUUCUUCCAUUGGCCCUGGGGGCUCUAACCCAGAAGGGUCGCUAUUGCCACUGCCUUGCCCUGAGGUCUGGCCCGUCCUUCAUUGUGGCCUCUGCUGCAACAGACAGCAUUGAUCAAUUCUUACAAAGGCCCCUUCUAGGAUCCUGAUGUUGUACUUUGGCCAGUGUUGGGUAGCUUAGACUAUGGCUUCAGUUUAGGUGUCUCCCACCCAGGUUUAAUUUUCCCCAUGCUACUGGAGGAAGAGAAAUGGAAAAGUGGAUCAGUCUUUGCAGGCAUUUUUGUUGUUUGUUUAUUGAAAAAUGCAAUACAAGAAGCAAGACCAAACACAGAUCUCAACACUACAACCACUUCCCUGGCUACAAAAGGCCAAAACAGCAGACCUAAUUAUUGCCUAUUUAAUCUAAGGGUUUUUGCCAAUGUAAUUCUGCUGCCAUAGUUCUAUUUUGUCAAGAAAUGUAAACAACUACUUGAUAUAUGAUUCGUAAUUUUUUAAAAAAAUUUACAAAGCUCCUUCAUUUUUUUGUCACCAAAAUAAUACAUUUGAGAGUGAUUGGUAAAAACAAGUAGCCUGGGGCUGGCAUCCUAGACAGAGUUCCUGUGAGUGUCAAGGGUGGUGUCCUCCCAUCUCCCGGGAAUGCAGAGUCUGGCCUGGGAGAGGGGGGGACAGGUGCUCUGACAGGUCCCUGCAGGUAGGCUCCCUGGGCUUAUGAGGACAGGUCUUGCUUUGCAGGUGGGUGGCAGAGAUCCCAUGAAGUUUGAAGGAAACUUACUUCUGAAGUAAAAAUAAAAUUGCAGCGAGAUUUGUUACUGUGGUGUGUCUGAGUCACUUUAGGAAAAUUGCUGCCAAGCUUCUGACCCUGGAAAUGUCACCCUUCUCCCCCCUUCACCAUUUCUACCUGGACAGAGUUUGUUCACACACACACACACAACUGCAGAA
Messenger RNA from Perognathus longimembris pacificus (Pacific pocket mouse), 2845 nucleotides. RefSeq names its product transmembrane protein 200B (gene Tmem200b). The record is from RefSeq and is a predicted model, not a curated record. The transcript is spliced from 3 exons. Lineage: Eukaryota; Metazoa; Chordata; Mammalia; Rodentia; Heteromyidae. Bases 471 to 1388 code for a protein of 305 amino acids.